UUUCCGGCAUAAAGCAAAAUGGCGGCUCCUCUGAGGCAGGAUGUGUCUCUAUUAAACAUAAGCGGUUCGCAGAAAAAUCCACUUGGAAAUGUAAAGAUCGCUCCAGGUGCAGUUGUCUGUGUUGAAAGUGAAAUCAAAGGAGACGUCACAAUAGGACCAAGAACUGUGGUUCACCCCAAAGCUCGUAUUUAUGCAGAAGCCGGACCAAUCAUCAUUGGUGAAGGCAACUUGAUUGAGGAGCAGGCCUUUAUUCGAAACAGUUUUCCAGAAAACAUUGCACCUGAUUCAGAUGUGGAACCAAAGACCAUGAUCAUCGGUACCAAUAAUGUGUUUGAAGUUGGAUGCUAUUCUCAUGCAUUGAAGAUGGGAGACAACAAUGUAAUAGAAUCAAAAGCAUUUGUAGGCAGAAAUGUUAUCCUGACAAGUGGCUGCAUUAUUGGUGCCUGCUGCCAAGUGGACACUUGUGAAGUUAUCCCAGAGAACACUGUUAUAUAUGGAUCUGAUUGUCUACGUAGAGUGCAAACAGAACGUCCACAGCCACAAACACUUCAACUGGAUUUCCUAAUGAAAAUUCUUCCUAAUUACCAUCAUCUGAAGAAAACCACUAAAAAUAUUUCAGCCCCAAUGAAAAGCUGAGUGUUGGAUACUACCUUCGUUCAGGAUACCGUGUGCUUAGCAUGAUUUGCGUUGUCUUGUAUUGUUAACCCAUAUAUAUAUAUAUAUAUAUAUAUAUAUAUAUAUGUUAUAAUUUAUUGUAUGUAUGACAUACUGUAUACAGUUAUGAAUAUAAAACUCAAUUUAGUCAUAAAGCCUUAAAGGAAAACUAUACCCCCAAAAUGAACACUUAAGCAGCAGAUAGUAUAUAUCAAAUUGAAUGACAUAUUAGAGAAUCUUACCAAACUGGAAUAUAUAUUUACAUAAAUAUUGCCCUUUUACAUCUCUUGCCUUGAACCACCAUUUUGUGACUCUAUCUGUGCUGCCUCAGAGAUCACCUGACCAGAAAUACUACAACACUAACUGUAACAGGAAGAAGUGAGGAAGCAAAAGGCAGAACUCUGUCUGUUAAUUGGCUCAUGUGACCUUACAUGUGGUUUGUAUGUGUGCACAGUGAAUCAUAUGAUCCCAGGGGGCGGCCCUUAUUUUUUAAAAUGGCAAUUUUCUAUUUAUGAUUACCCAAUGGCACAUACUACUAAAAAAGUAUAUUAUUAUGAUAAUGGUUCACUUACAUGAAGCAGGGUUUUACACAUGAGCUGUUUUACUCAGUAUCUUUUAAUAGAGACCUACAUUGUUUGGGGGGUAUAGUUUUCCUUUAAAGACAUUUGUGUUUCAAAGCACAUCCAGCAGGGGGUUUCCAUUUACAGAAUAUGAUCCCUUCAAAAGGCAAUUGAAGUAUAGUUUGCAGUUGUAUUUCACCUCUUUUAGCCUCUAUCAGCAAUAUCACAGCUCCGCUAGGAGAAAACCAAAUGUUCUUACCUAUAUUAAUUUAAAAAAUAUUGAUUCGUAUUAUACCUAAAAAAAAAAGCAUAAUAAAACAUGCACAAUAUUCAAUGUGGAAAAUCUUGCAACAGGUCCUGAAUUUAGCAUACCAAGUUCAACCCCAGCUCAAGCUUGAAUUCUGUUAUCCAUGCCCAUAUUUUGCAUGUCUCUCAGAUAUUUUGAAAUAGUAUUGAACAUUUGCAACAGAUAUUAGGACCAUUGACACAAGCUUGCUGCUUUAUUUGAUAACUGUUUUACAAUUUAAAUUUUUACAAUUUAAAUUUACCAUUUUCCACUUCAAAACUGAAGGACCUUUGCUUUUCAUUUUUAUAUUGUACUAAGGCCAACAAGGUAGCACUGCAAGAUUUAUAUCAAUAUUUUAAGCAAUACAUGUUGAUACUGAUUCCUAUUGCAGUAUCUGUGACAUUUCUAGAAUAUUAAACCAAUAUGUUUCUCUUAUACACAAGAUAUAAGUAUUAGCAAGUGUGUGCUUUCUUUCAUUAUUUCAUAAAUAUUCAUUCUUGGGUAAUUCUGCUAAAAGCUGAAAAAAAAAACUGUCGGCUUAGGACACUAGCAUGAUCAGAAUUGGUUGAGUACAUGUUUAUAUAUAACGCAUACCUAAUGGUAAUAUUAAGAGAACUUUCAAGUAUCAUUUGUUACAUUCCUUAAUAAUGGCUGAAAGAGUAUUAAUGUUUCAAUAAAACUGAUCAUCUA
Xenopus laevis (African clawed frog) is the source of this 2190-nucleotide messenger RNA. It is a transcript of the gene dctn6.L, whose product is annotated as dynactin subunit 6 L homeolog. NCBI's taxonomy places the organism in Eukaryota, Metazoa, Chordata, Amphibia, Anura, Pipidae. Gene Ontology annotation, biological process: mitotic spindle organization. Gene Ontology annotation, cellular component: cytoskeleton; dynactin complex. The record is from RefSeq and is marked provisional. Gene Ontology annotation, molecular function: dynein complex binding.